CACUAGUUGGUCUUUGCUGUCUUUGCCCUUACUCCCUUUCCCAAUCUGACCACUGAACCCCUUUUCACUUUAAUUAUACAUUUAUUAUUUCGACUAUACAAUUUGUCUUUCUUCUCCAUGUCAUUUAAGCACCAUUUUCUAUAUCUUUUAUUGCUACCCCUUUAUUGGUUUGCUCUUGUUGUUAAGGCAAUAAAGGAGCAACCUUUUUCAAGAUUGUAGAUUGGUUUUGUGUGUACUGAAUAUAUGAAUGUUCUUUAGGGUGAAUUCUUGAUUUGUUUUCAAGAUUGAGUCUUUUUGCUGUUCAGGAGAGAAGUGACAACUGGGGUCUAUUCAGAAGUGAAGCAAAGUUCGGUUCUUGGAUUUGAUUUUGGUCAAGUUUAUGGAUGCUGACUUAGAAGGUUUAUUGGAAAAGCUUAAACUCUGGAGUUCUUGUUAUUACUUUUAAGGUAAGUGAUUUGUAAUUGAGAUUGAUUCAUGAUUGGAGUGCGACAAUGGAGAGGUUUAUGGCCAGCUUUUUUGUUUCUUUAGUACUAUUAAGUAUUGUGGUUUAGUGAAUAGUGAAUUCAACAUGAAAAAUUUUCUCAAGAAACUGCAUAUUGGGUCCAAUCAAUCAGAAGAUUCAGAAGGGUCAACAUCAUCCUCAAAGAGCAAGAGACUGAGUGAUGUUUCAUCUCCUGAAAGGCAUUCAAACUCUAGAAAUUCUCAGGGGUCUGAUAAUAAACCUUUUUCAGCAAUUUCAGGAUGGUUAAAUUCAGUUACAAAUCGGAAAAGUCCUAGUCCUCCGUCUUCCUCGAAUGUGAGUAGAGGGAACAGAAUGGAACAUUCUGACUCUGUGACUAUUGGUGAAUUGGAUGCUGCUUUAGAUGCUGUACAGCGUGAUUCGGAGUCUAGCAACUCCAGGGAUCCCGGUGUAGAGGAAGAGUAUCAAAUUCAGUUGGCUCUGGAGUUGAGUGCGAAGGAAGACCCCGAGGCGGUGCAGAUUGAGGCUGUUAAGCAGAUCAGUUUAGGCUCUUCUGCCCCAGAGAAUGCUCCAGCAGAAGUUGUAGCAUAUCGGUAUUGGAAUUACAAUGCUCUAAGCUAUGAUGACAAGAUCCUGGAUGGAUUUUAUGAUCUGUAUGGCGUCUUGAUGGAGUCCAAUUCUUCAAAAAUGCCAUCCCUCAUUGAUCUGCAAAGAACAGAAGUAUCAGAUCAUAUCAGUUGGGAAGCCGUCCUUGUCAGUAAAGCUGCAGACUCCAAGUUGUUGAAACUUGAACAGAGAGCUCUAGAGAUUGCUGUUGGGCUGAGGUCACAACUUAUAGAUUUUUCAGACAGCAGUUUGAUGCAGAAGCUUGCUGUGCUCGUUUCUGACCACAUGGGAGGCCCAGUUGUGGAUCCGGACAGCAUGUUGCUUGCAUGGAGAAGUCUUAGUUUUAAUCUAAAGGCAAAUCUAGGGAGUAUGGUUUUGCCUCUUGGUUCUUUGACCAUUGGAUUGGCUCGUCAUCGUGCACUGUUAUUCAAGGUUUUGGCUGAUAGUGUGGGGAUCCCUUGCCGAUUAGUAAAAGGAAAGCAGUAUACAGGUUCAGAUGAUGUUGCAAUGAACUAUGUGAAGAUUGAUGGAAGGGAGUAUAUUGUCGAUUUGAUGGCUGACCCCGGUACACUUAUUCCAUCUGAUACAUCUGGAAUUCAUGGAGACUAUGAAGAAUCUAUUCUCUCCAUCAGUCCGUCCUCUAAAGAUGUUGAUUCUCAUCCGGGUUCCUCUAGUAGUGGUAUUGCUUCAUCAUUGGAAGAUCAUUCAGAUUAUGGAAUGGCAGACAAGAGAUCCAGGUUUGCAGAAAGCACUACUGCAGGAAAUGAAUCUCCCUCUUCUAGUAAUUUGGAACAGCAGAUAAAAGCAGAGAAAGGAUGUUAUAAUACUUUCCACGAUUUUACGAAGGCGCAGGGGCAAGAAACUUCUUCGAGAGCUGGGCAUGCAAGAUCUCCUUUUUCACAUGCAAGAUCUCCUUCGUGGACAGAAGGUGUUAGCUCGCCUGCUGUACGCAGAAUGAAAGUAAAGGAUGCUUCACAAUACAUGAUUGAUGCCGCCAAAGAAAAUCCACAGCUAGCUCAAAAACUUCACACUGUUUUACUUGAAAGUGGAGUUAUUGCACCACCAAACCUGUUCGCUGAAAUGUAUCCGGAGCAAUUAGAUGUAUCUCAUGUAGAGGGAAAAUACAGACUAGAGGAAAUAGAAAGUAAGGAAAGAGACGAGUUCCAGUUCAAGGGUCAAUCCGAUGCAAACCGUGCCCGCUUCUUACCUCCUCUGCCUUAUCAUGGUUCAUACUCCAAGGGCAAUGCACGUGGAUCAUUCGAACCUCAGCCAGAUGUGAGAGAAGUUGGGGAACAGCAAGUCUCCAGACAGACUGAAGUAGCUCCGUUGAAACCUAUGAAACAAAUGCCUGUUGCUGCUGCCGCCGCCGCAGCAGCAGCUGUUGUUGCCUCUUCGAUGGUAGUUGCUGCAGCCAAGACUAACUCUCAUACGGAUCUCCCUGUAGCAGCUGCUGCCACUGCCACAGCUGCAGCAGUGGUAGCAACAACUGCAGCUGUCAGUAGGCAAUACGAGGCACUAGGAGAUUGUGGAAGAGUUGAUGGAGAUGCUGAUACUGCCAUUUAUGAGCACCAGCGAAGUGGUGAUCAAGAGCAUGAGGCGCUAGGAGCAAAUUCAGAGGGUGAAAGAAUAUCAGAUAGGUCAAGCGGUAAUGAUAGCGCUAAAUCAGAUGUGACACUUGAUGAUGUGGCAGAUUGUGAGAUUCCAUGGGAGGAUAUCACCUUGGGUGAGCGUAUCGGACUUGGAUCCUAUGGAGAGGUCUAUCGCGGAGACUGGCAUGGAACUGAAGUUGCUGUGAAGAAGUUUCUGGAUCAAGAUAUAACCGGUGACUCCCUCGAAGAAUUUAGAAGUGAGGUGCGGAUCAUGAAAAGGCUCAGGCAUCCUAAUGUUGUUUUAUUCAUGGGGGCUGUCACUCGUUCUCCACAUCUUUCAAUUGUUACUGAGUUUCUUCAUAGAGGUAGUUUAUACAGAUUAAUCCAUCGACCCAACAAUCAGUUAGAUGAGCGCAGAAGGUUGAGGAUGGCUCUUGAUGCUGCUCGAGGGAUGAACUAUCUACACAACUGCACACCCAUGAUAGUUCAUCGAGAUUUGAAGUCUCCAAAUCUCCUAGUAGAUAAGAACUGGGUUGUGAAGGUAUGUGAUUUUGGACUGUCAAGAAUGAAGAACAGCACAUUUCUUUCAUCCAGGUCGACUGCUGGGACGGCAGAGUGGAUGGCCCCAGAAGUGCUGAGAAAUGAACCUUCCAAUGAAAAAUGUGAUGUAUAUAGCUUCGGUGUCAUACUAUGGGAGCUCUGUACUUUGCAGCAACCAUGGGGAGGAAUGAACCCGAUGCAAGUUGUUGGUGCUGUGGGAUUUCAGCACCGACGUCUUGACAUACCAGAGGACAUGGAUCCGGCUGUUGCAGACAUUAUCAGGAAAUGCUGGCAAACAGAUCCGAGGUUACGGCCUUCAUUUGCUGAGAUUAUGGCUGCUUUGAAACCACUACAAAAGCCUAUUAGUUCACAGGCACCAAGACCACCGGCUGGCAGAGGUCCGAUAAAGGGUCAGCCAUCGCGAAUCGUAGAAGAUCCAACUGCAGAUCAGGGUUAGUGAAGGAGGAAAGGGGAGUAUCUCUUGUUAGAAAGGAUGACAAGUGUAAAUUUGUGCACAAGAAACUAAAGGAAGGCAUCAAAAGAUCCUGACAAACACAUACUUCAUAUUGAGCCAAUGGUGAUUCUUUUGUUUCAUCUUUUUAGUAUUUUUGGCAGUGUUCCCCAGUCCUGAAAAUUGUCUAUCUGCCCUUUGUAUAUUCAUCUUGAAAUUCUCUUUUGUAAUUAAAAAGGAAAUUGUUGCUUAACAGAAGCUCAUACUCUCCUCUU
This is a messenger RNA of Nicotiana attenuata, 3921 nucleotides long. RefSeq names its product serine/threonine-protein kinase EDR1-like. Lineage: Eukaryota; Viridiplantae; Streptophyta; Magnoliopsida; Solanales; Solanaceae. Gene Ontology annotation, molecular function: protein kinase activity; ATP binding. The record is from RefSeq and is a predicted model, not a curated record. The coding region runs from base 569 to 3652 and encodes 1027 amino acids. Gene Ontology annotation, biological process: protein phosphorylation. The transcript has 14 exons.